This is a messenger RNA of Hyalella azteca, 5588 nucleotides long. Its product is annotated as histone lysine demethylase PHF8. Lineage: Eukaryota; Metazoa; Arthropoda; Malacostraca; Amphipoda; Hyalellidae. The transcript is spliced from 22 exons. Bases 249 to 3629 code for a protein of 1126 amino acids. The record is from RefSeq and is a predicted model, not a curated record. Gene Ontology annotation, molecular function: transcription coregulator activity; histone demethylase activity. Gene Ontology annotation, biological process: protein demethylation; regulation of transcription by RNA polymerase II.
UGUUGGAACCUGCUGUGUUGUGUUGAUGAGAACAAUGAAUGAAUUAAGAUAAAAAAUUGACAUUUUUGAUCAUCCAUGGUAACGCGUCAGCUUUUUAUUCUACGCAUGAAAUAAAACAGAUGAUCACGAAUGAUAUGCUUCAAAGUUAUAUCAAUUUAAAAUGAUUCUACACUGAUAAGUUAGUCAAAGUCAUAUUGUUUCUAUGAGGAGUUGAGGCCUAGCCAAGUCCAGCUGCCAAAGGAGAAAUCAUGGCUCAGGAUGUUAUUUAUUGUUUAUGUGGUCAAUCUUCAGACCUAUCACGGUUCAUGAUACAAUGCGACAUUUGCAAGGAUUGGUUUCACGGAAGAUGUGUGGGAGUGCGGGAGUACCAGGCUGUUGACAUCGACAGAUUUCACUGUCCAAGAUGUGAGCCGUACCACGGACCUUCUGUGUUGAAAGCAAGACUGAACUGGCAUCGGCACGACUACUCCGAGGCUGACGCAGCCAACAAAGCCGUCCAGACGGGCACUCAAGUCUUUAUAAAGGAGCUCAGAGGACGACACUUUCACAAUGGGGAGAAGGUGAUCACUCGGUUACAAGGCUCAGAUCUGACCCUGGGGUUCAUUGCUGGGGAGGAGGGCUGCGGAGGCUUGGAGAAAACUCCAUGUGCUGAUGGAGCAGAAGCUGCCGUGUCCUGCGGCAAUUUUAACCAGCCGAUCCUGGUGUCGGAUAAAGCAGGACUAGACCUUGUCAUCCCACACCCCUCCUUCUCUGUGGUCGAUGUCGAGAAUUAUGUUGGUUCAGAUCAUGAAGUUGACGUUAUUGACGUACAGCGGCAGACGGACGUAAAGAUGCGUCUGCACGAAUUUAUUGAAUAUUUCCUGAGUCCUGCACGCACGACAGUUCUCAACCUCAUCAGCCUUGAGUUCUCCAAUACAGGGUUAAGCCAGCUCGUCGAGCCCCCAGCCAUCGUACGCAAGCUGUGUUGGGUGAACACCUCAUGGCCGGGUGACCCCCCGCCCCCACCUCCCCUCACCCGCCCCACCGUGUCCAAAUAUUGCCUUAUAGGCGUCGAGAACUCCUAUACUGACUUCCAUAUAGACUUUGGGGGUACCUCUGUGUGGUACCACGUCCUGUGGGGCGAGAAGAUAUUCUACCUCAUCAAGCCAACAGAAGCUAACCUGGUCCUCUACCAGCGCUGGAUGAAAGCCAGCAACCACUCGGAGAUGUUCUUUGCCGACCAGGUGAUAUAUGGUGGUAUAUUAGUGCACAACUACAACAUUGAACUACAACUCAAGAUCUACGAGAUGGAGCUUCUGAUGUGUACCCCCGACAAGUUCCAGUUCCCGCACUACCGCGAGCUGAGCUGGUACGCCGCCCGCCACCUCCUACAGGAGCUCCGGGGGGCCGUGGCCCCUCCUCCUGCCCUCCUACAGGGGGCCCGGGCCCUCUACCAGGUCCUCAGGCACUGGGCCAACCAGGGGCAGAGGCCGGCGGGGGGCGCCUUGUCCCGCGCGCCUGAAGGCGUCAACGCCGCCAAGCUCCUUAAGGAGCUGCAUAAGGAGCUUAGGACUACGGAGAAGCAGGCCGUGGCCCUGCAUCCCCCUCGGCCGGAGCGGGAGUCCAAGCGGCGCAAGAAGAAGUCCACACUUGCGGCGGACUUUGUGGACUACACCAACCUUACGGCCUUCCACUGCGCCAUGGAGGAGCGGGUGGAGGGAGGGAGCAAGACGGACGAGUACGAGUCUGAUGGUCAGGAGGACAAGAUGCUAGUGAAGGGGGGCGGCGCCCCCCAACUGCCCGGGCAUGUACAGCAGCAACAGGUGCACAUCAUCACACAACAGGUGCAGCAACAGGUGGCGACGAAGGUGUCAGUGUCACGGGGUGGGCACAGCGCGGGGUACGCCUUCAGUGUACUGGGUACGUCGGACUACGGCAUGAGUGGUACCCCGCCCCAUGAUCCUGAGUACCCCGCGUACCCCGCCCAGUACCCCGCCAACGUCAAACGUGCCAGCGUGGAGGGCGGCAGCAACGGCGCGCCCCCCACGGCGCCCCCCGCGUACCCCCAGCAGGAGUACGACCCCCUACGCCGGCACCCCGGACCCCUGCCCGCCCUGCACCCCAUGGAGGGUGUGGAGGGCGGCGGGGACGACGACGUGGACGAGGCGGGCGGCGGCCUGAUGAUUGACGAGGCGCCCACCCCCAGACGCCGCCCCGCCCGCCCCCGCCACCAGGACGGCAAGCUUAAACUAGUGGGAGGCGGCGCUGAAGGGGAGCUGCUCUACGGCGCCGGUGACGUCGCUGGGGAGGUGGAGGUGGCGCCCCCCCACCACAACGGCAUCGAGGAGCUGCUGAGGGCGUCCGCCUACGCCCCCGCCGAGUACGGGGGCGCCGCGCCCCCCGAGUAUGGGGGGGUCCAGGGGGGGCAGUGUCUCCGUGUCACCAUUUGUACAACACACCCAAUAAUGUGCCUGAGUGUCUCCGUGUCACCNGAGGGGAUGGUCUUCCCCAAGAGAAGGGAUGGAGGGGAUGGUCUUCCCCAAGAGGGGAGAUGGAGGGGAUGGUCUUCCCCAAGAGAAGGGAUGGAGGGGAUGGUCUUCCCCAAGAGGGGGGAUGGAGGGGAUGGUCUUCCCCAAGAGGGGGGAGAUGGAGGGGAUGGUCUUCCCCAAGAGAAGGGAUGGAGGGGAUGGUCUUCCCCAAGAGGGGGGAUGGAGGGGAUGGUCUUCCCCAAGAGGGGGGAGAUGGAGGGGAUGGUCUUCCCCAAGAGAAGGGAUGGAGGGGAUGGUCUUCCCCAAGAGGGGGGAUGGAGGGGAUGUGGGAGCGGGCGCGCCUCCCCCUCCACGCGGGACGCCAUCGCAGGGAUGCUCAGCAUGAGCAGGGAUGCCAACUACACUGUGACGGGCGGCAGCGUCCAUCAGCUAGCAGGUGGCAAGCGUCAGCUGAUGGUAGGAGGCCAGUUGAUGGCAGGUGGUCGUGUAGUGGCAGGUGGACAGUUGGUGGCAGGUGGCCAGCUGAUGGCAGGUGGCCAGUUGGUGGCAGGAGGACAGUUGGUGGCAAGCAGUUCACCACAAUACCAGCGCCACAGAGUGGCCACCGUCAUGAACAAGUCUGUGGCCCCCAGGAGGUACAUGGAGGAGGACAGCAUCAAGAAAGUCCAUCAGGACGAGGACUACGUUUACCCCACGCUGGACCACUCGGACGACGAAGACUUCCCCGUGUUUAAGCCCCGCGGGAAGAAGAAGGAAGACGAGGCCUGGAACCCCAAGGCGCGGGUGCGGGUGUGGGGCCCGCGACCCGAGCGUCCCGCGCGUCACGGGGCCAAGAAACAGGCGGUGGAGAAGGGGCUCGAGGUGGCGGCUAACAGGAGGAAUAUACAACCGGCGGCUAAGCGCGCGUAUCACCGCAAGAAGGGGCGCGGGGGGCCCCUAGGGUCCCCAGGUAUGGGGGGCCACUCUCUGCUGUCCUCCCCGUCGGGGGGUUGUGGCCCCUCAUCGCUGCCCCCCGGGAGCGGGGGGGCGGCGCUCCACCUCAGCAGUUCAGGGUCGGCGGGGGCGGGGGGCCACGGGGGGCACCACAGACCCAAGAAGGGCAUGGCAACCGCCAAGCAGAGGCUCGGCAAGAUACUUAAGAUACAUAAGAUGAUCUACUAGUUCAUCUACAAGCGACUAGUGCAUCUACUAGUGACUAGUUCAUCUACCUGCGACUAGUGCAUCUACUAGUGGUCAGUGCAUCUACUAGUGGUCAGUGCAUCUACUAGUGGCCGUGUUGCGUCCACAAGAUGAUCUACUAGUUGAUCUACUAGUGACUGGUGCAUCUACUACCGGCCGUGUUGCGUCCACAAGAUGAUCUACCAGCGACUAGUGUAUCUACUAGUUGCUAUCUACUAGUGACCAUUAGAUCCACUAGUGCGGAUCUAGAAACAAGUCCGCUAGGAGAAGAUAAAUUCAUUUGCAGGACAUGUAAAUAGAAUAAUCUAUUAAGAUGACCUAAUAUAGUCAAGAUCAUGUGACUCACCCUGGGUAAACAAGGUGGGUCAGACUAACUCACCCACGCCCACGCUGUAAGCUCCGAAUUAUCACAGCUCGCCGGGAUUUGAACCUCCGACUCGUUGCUCCAUCCAUAGAGUUCGUUUUCUGACCGACUUUGUUGCCUAACGAUUUCACUUAUUAAAUUUAUUGCAGAGUACAUUUUUCUUUUGAAAACUUGUCUUUCUUUGAACAUUUAAAUGAUUUGAAUCUUGGUUGCCACCAGAGUUCAAUGGGUACAACUGACCUAAGUGAUAUAUAUUUUUGUCGAACUUGUAAUGUGUUAUUUCAGAUAUUCGUGCUAGUGAAGUGCAGUAGCAGUAGUAGUACUUGUACCACUACUGCACCAGCAGCAGUAGCUAGUUACUACCACUACUGCACCAGCAGCAGUAGCUAGUUACUACCACUUCACUAUUCGCGCCAUUAUUCACACCAGCGACGGGCGAUAAAUGUUUCAUUAAAUUCAUGAUAAAUAUCCAUUUAGCUUCAUCAAAAUCAAUAAACCCUAACUAUUAUGUUUAUAUAAAUGCAUGAUAAAUAAUUAUUAAGUUGAGUACAAUGCCUGGUUAUAACCAUUAGGUCCAUUAUCAUUCAUGAUCUACAACCAUUGUGUUCAUAAAAUUCCUUGAUGCAUAACCAUUAUGACUAUUACAUGGAUGAUCAUUAACCAUUAUGGUGAUGCAGGAGCCAGGAACUGUACAUAAUGAUGUAUUAUAUAACUAUUUCUGAAUAACAUGUAUUAUAAAGCUAUGUAUAAUAACGCUCUUCUUAAGGUAGUGCUUCGAUAUUAGCUUUUAUUUUGUCUAUUGCGGGGACGUCAGCUCAGUUUCAAUGCAAAUAUUAUCUUUGAUUAUAUCAUUAUUAAUAUUAUUUAGGGUGAGGGCAAAGUGAGGGAAAUGUGAUGAAAAUGUUAAUUGUGAGGGAAAAAACAAGGGAAAUUUUAAUAGUGAAGGAAAAUGUGUUGAAAAUAGCCAAUUAUUUUUAAAAUGUGAUAAGUAAACUAUACUCUUGUGGCUUUCUUACACUUCAGUUAUCUUAUUGUAAUUGCGUUAUGAUUAUCAUCGGUUUCGUUUUAUUAUAGUUUGCUGAAACUCGGCGUGUAACGUUCUGUUUUACUUCCAUUAUAAUAUCAACAACACUGCGGUGAACACUUUGACUAUGUUGAACAUGUUGUGUUGAAUAUUUUGAACACGUUUAAUAAUAUCAUGUUGAACAUGUUGAUAUUAAUAUGUUGAACAGGUUGAACUACUUUUCUCGUUGCUAUGCCCUCGGAACGAUAUCAGCAAUUGACUUUACCCUCAUUUAACCCUCAUUUUACUUCCAUUGAAUCGCUUUAUAACUUCGUCGUGACACGGAAUUUUUACUAUAAAAAUGUGCUUGUUUUGCGCUCUGAGAAAAAUGGUGAAUAUUUUUUGUUUACAUUUCUCCUAGAUUUUUUAUAGCGGAAUUCUUGUUGCUGUGAAAAGUGUGAAUUUAGUUUAGUUUCUCUCAUUAUUUAGUUGAGUUACGUUCUUCUAUUUUGUAUCACGCAAGGAAAUUGAAUUAUUUGUUGAAAAGACGUGCAUCUGGCAACAUGAAAUUAAA